This is a messenger RNA of Schistocerca nitens (vagrant locust), 1640 nucleotides long. RefSeq lists its product as uncharacterized. The transcript has 6 exons. The coding region runs from base 135 to 1358 and encodes 407 amino acids. The record is from RefSeq and is a predicted model, not a curated record. Lineage: Eukaryota; Metazoa; Arthropoda; Insecta; Orthoptera; Acrididae.
CGACAGUGCGUCUGCGCGCAGCGAUCGGGGUUUGUCACAUCCACGCGUGCGAGCUGUCGGGAAUCUCAAGACGCAACACGUACUAGCAGUCUGCACUGGUGUUGACCGACAACGAAGCUGCAACUCUGAAAGGGAUGCCGAAGAACCGUCGAAGCGGAUCCGAAGAUACAACGGCGGAUUGGGAGUCUUCCCAACUGUGUUAUGAAAAUUUUCCACACUACGAAGGAAUAAAAAAAGAGGUGAAAGAAGAACUUACCAACGUGACUGCAAAUAGGGACUUUGCAAGGCUUUUAACACUUCUUAUUCCUUCAACAACGAGUAUAUGGCUCCUGCUCUACAGCGCCAGUGAAGACUUCCUUACACUAGGUCAGUUCAACUCGGACGCACCUGAAACUGUGUACGCCGAAGCAGAGGUGCCAGAGUGGUCUUCAUGGAACUUUUCCAGCGAAAUUCUCCUGGGCAGCGGGAAGCACGACGAGUUCGCAACCAUUGUUAAAGAACUGUGGAGCUCGUCGACUUUCGCAGAGUCGCUGGUUACAAUCAUUGGCAGCUGUCCACAGUCGCCGUCGCCGCCCUCUCCCAGAGGACUGCUCACUCCUGGUGGUACUGAAGACACAGCUGAGCCCAGGGGUGGAUCGGCCGGUGUCAUUGGUGAACUUCCAGACAAGAGGCAAGUAACAGGCGAUGCAGAGGGAGUAAGAACAGUCAGUGAUGAACCGCAGGGCACCCAGACUGUUUCCUACGCCGACGUGGCGGCUGGGCGCCAGGCUGCCACGCUUCCGCCGGAUGUCCCGGCGACCGAAGAGGCCUCUUCCCCCAGGAGGGGUCUGGUGCUGGCCGACUUCAUGACUCCCACGUACAAGAAACGAGGCCGACCCCGCAAGCGGUCCACGAAGCAGAAGGCUAACACUGUGGGCACACCGGCACCACCUGUUGAUGAUCAGCCGUCGACUCGUUCGUGCACACAGUCUCCAGGCCAAGCAGCAGGUGAUGGAACAACACCGCAGGAAGCCAGUGGAGGUGACAUUCCGGCUGAACCGGAGGUGACUUCACAAAGCAGGCCCCCAUCCCCUCCACCGACGCAACACGACACCUACAAUGUGUUCCGCAGUCCCACGGAUUUCCAGUACAGUCGCGACGAGACCGGUAGCAGCCGCAGAAGAAGCAGCAGCGCCUCGGCCUUCGCGGGCAAGGUGCGGCAGCUGGAGGAGGCAGGCCGGUGGUUCGCGGAGCGGCUCGCCGUGGGGGAACUCCAGCCGGACCCCGCCGCCAUCUUCUACGACCUGCUGGAGCAGCAGCAGCAGGAGGAUAACGAGGAAAGUAAUCAGCCGCGAUCUAAGAUCUUGAGAUACCAGUAGAUGUACUGCAUCGAUGGCAGGAAGCAGCGUUCAGUAUAGUGGUCACUGACGAUGCUAGUGGAAUCAUUCGCAGUGUCGAUAAUGGGUGAUGGCAAAAGUUUGACCAUGGAGCUGCAGUUGUGCACAUUCAAAAACCAUUGUUACUAAAUUAAAUCUUACGAAUGAAAAGUGAAUAUAUAUGUCUUUCAAAUUUUGCAAAUGUGGUAUUUUGUUUAAAUGUACACUGAUGGAAAUAUUAACGGAUCAUGUAUAAUGUUCAUGCCUUCUGAAAAUAUUGUAAUA